Messenger RNA from Vicia faba (fava bean), 318 nucleotides. NCBI's taxonomy places the organism in Eukaryota, Viridiplantae, Streptophyta, Magnoliopsida, Fabales, Fabaceae. The record is from the annotation of a GenBank genome assembly.
AUGGCGUCGGUUGGCGUGGCACCAACUUUGGGGUUUAGAGAAACCAGUUCUCAUGGUGAAAUUGGUGUUGAAGUAUUGCCAGAGGAAAUGAAUAAUAUGAAAAUUAUGGAUGAUAAGAAAAUGGAAGCUACUGUUGUUGACAGCGGCAAUGGAACGAAGACUGGACAUAUUAUUGUGACUACUAUUAGUGGCAGAAAUGACAAUAAGCUAUAUGGCAGAGUUGCAAUUUCAAAAGUGGAGUCUCAUCUCGCGGAGGCUCGUGUCUUAUAUGAUCUUUUGUUUUCAUCCAGCUUAGAUCCAAUGUUUGAUGCAGGCUGA